AUGUCGUCUCCUCAUCUCCAGACAUACAACGAGCGAGCAAAGAAACAUGCCAACAAAGCCGCGAGGGCUUUGCUCGGAGUCAUGGAGGAAAAGCAGUCAAAUCUCUCUGUCAGCGUCGAUGUGACUAAAUCCAAAGACUUCUUCGACAUCAUCGAGGCAGUUGGUCCUCAUGUUUGUCUUAUAAAGACCCACAUCGAUAUACUCGAAGAUUUUGAUCCGACUGUGAUUGACCGCCUCCGAGAGCUUAGCGAAAAACACAAGUUCUCGAUAUUUGAGGAUCGUAAAUUCGCUGACAUAGGAAGUACCGUGGCAUUGCAGUAUUCGAAAGGGAUCUACAAGAUCGCGGACUGGGCUCAUAUUACCAACGCUCACGCUGUUCCGGGGCCAUCGAUUAUCACUGGCCUAGCCUCGGUUGGCAUUCCCAAAGAUCGGGGGCUCAUACUCCUGGCAGAAAUGAGCUCCAAGGGUGCACUAACCACUGGGUCAUAUACAGAAGAUGCAGUUCGUAUGGCUCGAGCUCGCAGGGAUUUUGUCAUCGGCUUCAUUGCUCAACAUCGCAUGGAAGGUAUUGGUGCAUCCGAUACCGACAAUAUUGCGGGGGAAGAUUUCUUGGUUCUCGCGCCAGGAGUAGGCUUAGAUGCCACAGGCGAUGCCAUGGGUCAGCAAUACCGCACUCCAGAGCAAGUCGUUUUUGAAAGUGGUUGUGACGUUAUCAUUGUUGGAAGAGGCAUUUAUGGCAAGGGUGAAAACGUGGAUACACGGGAGGUUCUUAAGCAAGCUCAGAGAUAUCAAGCUGCUGGUUGGGAAGCAUACAAAAAGCGCGUUCAGCGCACAUAA
Suillus plorans is the source of this 837-nucleotide messenger RNA. RefSeq names its product humps family-domain-containing protein. Bases 1 to 837 code for a protein of 278 amino acids. Gene Ontology annotation, biological process: 'de novo' pyrimidine nucleobase biosynthetic process; 'de novo' UMP biosynthetic process. The transcript is spliced from 3 exons. NCBI's taxonomy places the organism in Eukaryota, Fungi, Basidiomycota, Agaricomycetes, Boletales, Suillaceae. Gene Ontology annotation, molecular function: orotidine-5'-phosphate decarboxylase activity. The record is from RefSeq and is a predicted model, not a curated record. Gene Ontology annotation, cellular component: cytosol.